UCCUAUGCGUGCAAAUCGGUACAAUAGACUACCAGUGCUGUCACCACUGCUUUGCUUGUGUUUACGUCAGGCUUGUCUACCUGUCCACUGUUUAACAUGGCCGGGUCCAAGUUUCAAUACGAUGAGAGCGGGGGCACAUUCUUCUACUUCUUGCUGUCCUUUCUGGCACUGGUGGUCAUCCCCAGCACGUACUACGGGUGGCCUAAACGGCAGAGCAAAGAUGAUAAUAAGAGGGACCGAAAGCAGUGUCACUGCGAGCAAUGCGCUCAGAAGUCGAGUUACCUCAGCAAUCGGGAACCGUUCCUCAAAGUCAAGCAAAGAAUCAUAAAACUGUUUCUAAUCCUGGGAUGGAUGGCACUGUUCGCGUGCGCCUACAAAGUGGCUCAUCUGACCAACGAUUACAUCAAUUGGGAUCCGUUCGAGAUCUUACAGAUUGAUCCGGGUUCGUCGACGGCGGAGAUCAAGAAGGCGUACAGACGUCUGAGUCUUGUCUACCAUCCGGACAAAGAGACCGGAGAUGAGCGUAAGUUCUUGAAGAUAGCGAAGGCCUACGCGGCGCUCACCGACGAGGAGGCGCGCAAGAACUGGGAGACGUACGGCAAUCCCGACGGCCCCGGCGCCAUGUCUUUCGGUAUAGCGCUUCCCUCUUGGAUUGUCGAGAAGGAGAACUCGUUUCUGGUGCUCGGCUUAUAUGCGUUGGUAUUCAUGAUCGCGUUGCCGGUGGCGGUCGGCAUCUGGUGGUACCGGUCCGUCAAGUAUGGCGGCGAUCAGGUCCUGCUCGACACGACUCAACUCUACUACUAUUUCAUCCAUAAGACACCGCAUAUGCCGCUGAAGCGAGUGCUAAUGGUGUUGGCGUCGAGUCUGGAGUUUGAGCGCAACCACAAUAGUGAAGUGAUUGAGCGGCCGUCGGAUAACGAAGAAGUGCCACAUCUGAUGAAACUGUUGCCCAAUUUGGGUGAGAAGAACAAGGAGAGGCCGCUAUGUUUCACCUAUAGUAUCAAAGCCCGGGCCCUACUGCACGCCCACCUGAGCCGUAUGCAACUGCCGCCCCACUCCCUAGACAUCGACAAACUCUAUGUGGUCGGGAAGUGUCCGUAUCUGCUCCAGGAGUUUGUGCAAUGCGUGUCUCAGCUGACAAUGUUAGCGCUGGCCGGUCGUAUCGCCCGUACACCCAAUUUAGAUACGUUAGAGCACACCAUGAAGUUAAGCGCACUGGUGGUACAGGCGCUGUGGGACUCGAAGAACUCGCUCCUGCAGUUGCCGCACGUGUCCGAAGACAUGUUAAGGCAUUUCACGACACGUAAGAGGAAUGUGCGGAAUAUCCGUCAGUUGGCGUCCAUGAAGUCGGAUGAGAGGCGCUCUAUGUUAAGGAACUUAAGUGAUGAACAAUACGAGGAUGUAAUGAAUGUGAUCUCGAAGAUGCCUUUACUCGAGAUCGAUGUCAGAUCUGAAGUGCUGGACGACGAAGACGCCGGUAUUAUCACCGCCGGAGCCAUCGUCACCGUCACUGUUAGUCUUUGCCGACAAAAUAUGUCGGUUUUGUUCGACAAAGAGUUUAUCGAAGAGAAGAGUUGUAUCGAUAAUGAAGAGGAAACGGAAGAUAAGGAAAACCUGGCGAUCGGAGAGGCGGGCGAUAAGAUGCAGACCAAUGAGACGGCCCUCAAGAAGCCUAAAGUGUGGGAAAAACAAACGAAAGGCAAGAAGAAAGGAUCCAAAAGCGCCAAAACCAAGAAAACGCCCAAAACUGCGGCCAUCAAAAAGAUGGCUCAAAACCAGAGCCAACAACCGAAAGAGACCACAGAAGCCAAUAAUCAAGUGAUUGCCGUCAAGAAGAGUAAGACGAAAGAGUCGGACGGAGAGAGCAAUGAUGGGAGUGAGAGGGGAUCGGAUGAUGAGUCGGAUGUCGAGAAUUCCGAGCGAACUGUGAGUAAAGCCACUGAAGAGGUCAGCGAACACGAAGAAGAAGAGGAUAAUUGGGAUGACUUCCAGAAGAGUGUAACCAAAAAGAAGGAGCCAUUGGAGGGCAAGUCAAAGAUGUCGCACUCAGUCCACUGUCCCUACUUUCCCGAUGAUAAGCAGGAGUACUGGUGGAUAUACCUGUCCGAUAAGAAACGGCACGCCUUGAUAUCGGCGCCGUAUCUGAUGACAAAUCUGGUCGACAAAGAGGAAGUGGAGCUCAAGUUCACAGCGCCUCAAAAGCCCGGCCAAUACACGUAUUCGGUGAUCGUUCGCAGCGACUCUUAUGUCGACUUUGAUAUCUCGAAGACGAUUAAGCUGGACGUAAAGGAAGCCCCCAAACAGACGGAAAGCCAUCCGCAAUGGGAUAUCUCCGAGGAUGAGGAAGAGGUGAAUAAGGAUGAGGACAGUGCUGUCGAAGACUCGGAUUUGGUGAACAGUACGGAUGAAAGUGAUGAUGAAUUAGACGAUUAAAUGACACAUUUUAUGUUGUUUUCUAUUUUUGCUAACAUUUUCACUGAUUUGAGUCCAAAAAUUAAUUUAAUUUAAAUUUAAAUUAAUUAAUUUAUAUAUAAUUUUUAUAAUUUGUUUAUCUCUCUAAUCGAUUCAUUCAUAUAUUUUUCGCAUACGUUUACAAAAUAUACUGUAUUUUACGGGAUCUCUCGACUUCUGUUUGCACUCAAAACCCAAUUUGUUUUAUCCAUUCAACGAAUUUCAGUGACAUUUUAAUUGAGAGUUAAAUUUGACAAAUCAUUACCGAAUAUAACAUAUUAUUAUUGAGAAAUAUUUAGAUGUUUUAUAAAUUAAAUUAAAAAUAUAUAUUCAAAGC
Molecule: messenger RNA, 2788 nt
Organism: Oppiella nova
Lineage: Eukaryota; Metazoa; Arthropoda; Arachnida; Sarcoptiformes; Oppiidae
Source: the annotation of a GenBank genome assembly